UUAUGUAUUAAUACUGCUUUAGCACUAAUGUAGUAAUACUGCUUUAGUAUGUAUGUACUAAUACUGCUUUCUCCAUCCUGGGCGUGUACUGCUUUAGUACUAAUGUAGUAAUACUUCCUUCUUCCGGGGAGAGUAUUGCUUGUUGAGUACUAGGACAACUGACCAAAUUGAAUAACGUAUCACGAAAGACUUUUCUCCAUGAGAUGUCUAGCAUGCCUAAAAUAAUCAGAUACAAGUAAGAUGGUGGCGAUUUUGUUAUAUACCUGUUUGUAAGUGCUUAUGCAUUGGUGAAAUAUUCAAACAGAGCUAUAAGAGUGGUCGUCUACAAUAGCCUCAUAUGAGUAGUAUUGGGCCAGUCGUAUCCGAUAGCGAUAUCAAUGUAUAUGCACAUGUCCAACAUGUGUACGAAUGCGUACACAUUACUGCGUGUAAGUCAGGUACACCUGUUCUUUCUGUCCGUUGAAGACAUGGAUUCAUACCUGCGCCGUGUCUUCAUCCUGGUCCUUCUCACUCCUUUAAUGCACCUGGUGUCUUCUGGCCUGAGAGGGUACAUAUUAUUAGAACUCGAUCGAACAUGGGAAGAGGCCGAUCGACACUGCAGAACACACUACAGCGGCCUGCUCACCGUCAGGGAUGCGGAACAUGAGGACACCCUUAGUGGCGAGGGCUGGGUUGGUCUCCGACGAACUGAUGGCGUUUGGACGUGGGCCGGAGGGGAGCCGCUUGGUGUCCUUCGCUGGAAAAGGGACGACGAACCGAAGGAUGAUAAGCAUUGUGCAGAGUGGAAACCAGAAGGCUUGAAAUCUGAGGAUUGUGACCGGGAAAAAAAGUUCUUCUGUGCCGACAACAAUCUGGUUCUGAUCAGUGAGGAGAAGACCUGGGAAGAGGCCCUGCAACACUGCAGGGAUCUGCCAUUGAGCCGGGGUAUGUGCCACGACCUGGCCACCUUGGAGACGCACGACGACCACGUCUUUGCGAAGGAAGAAGCAGAGAAGGCUGCAACCGACGAGGUGUGGACGGGUCUGCGUUACCUGAGUAGCAGGUGGUUCUGGGUGGGGGACGUGGAUAAGGCGAUCCGCCACGCACUGCCCGCAUGUCCAGACCAGAACAACUUCUGUGGCGCCAUGUCUGGGAGCUCCCUGGACGUGCAGACCAGAAAUUGCACGAAGAAGAAGAACUUCUUCUGCCAGAGGCGAGCGUGUGUUUACAGCGGUUGA
Molecule: messenger RNA, 1217 nt
Organism: Gadus macrocephalus (Pacific cod)
Lineage: Eukaryota; Metazoa; Chordata; Actinopteri; Gadiformes; Gadidae
Exons: 3
Coding region: 378-1217 (279 amino acids)
Source: RefSeq, a predicted model, not a curated record